This is a messenger RNA of Conger conger (European conger), 481 nucleotides long. RefSeq names its product cytochrome b-c1 complex subunit 8 (gene uqcrq). The transcript is spliced from 3 exons. NCBI's taxonomy places the organism in Eukaryota, Metazoa, Chordata, Actinopteri, Anguilliformes, Congridae. Gene Ontology annotation, biological process: mitochondrial electron transport, ubiquinol to cytochrome c. Bases 116 to 364 code for a protein of 82 amino acids. The record is from RefSeq and is a predicted model, not a curated record.
GCCCCUUUGUUGCUACCGGAGCCGACGUAUGCUUUACCCGGAAGUUUAAAGUGACCCCUGUAUAUCGCCAUUAGCGAAACGUACUUGGAGCAGUAAGAUCACCUCUCCGGAGACCAUGGGCCGCCACUUUGGAGAUUUGGCCAGGGUCAGGCAUGUGAUCACCUACAGCCUCUCACCGUUUGAACAGAGGGCCUUUCCCAACUAUUUCUCCAAGGGAAUUCCCAAUGUGUGGAGACGAGUCACAGCAUCCAUCUUCAAAGUUGCCCCUCCAAUGUUGGCAAUGUACAUCACCUACACAUGGGGAAACCACGUCCAUGAACAAGGCAAGAAGAAGGACCCCAAACUUUAUGAGAAUGACGAGUAACCUGAGACAGAGAAGUUGGUGGACAUCUGUCAUCAAAUAUAUCGCUGUCUGUUUUUGAGCUUAAAUAUUAAAUAUUUAUUUUAUUCAUUCCAAUAAAAUUCAAGAUGCUAUCGCCUA